UCAAGAUUUGGUCAUGCGAAUUAGAAAAUCGAAAAAUUCGCUGUAUGUGGGGUAAAAAGUGACGUUUCUAAACAGCGAAAAAACGUCUAGAAAACAGUGAAUCGAAUGUACAAUCAGUUCAAUACCCGUAGUCCGUAAAAGUGGAAGUGAGAAGUGAAUUUAAGUGAUUAGUUUACGUUUAGUCGUAUGCUUUAUGCGAUUGUGUGUAGUGUCUCUAGUUAGUUGUAAUUAUGACGAAGAAAACAAUCACUGUGUUUAUAUAGAUUUAUGAACUCACGAUAGUAGCAGCAGUGAUCAUUAAAUUAAUGUAAAAAUCGUCUAUUGCUCGUCAAGCGAUGCUGAAAUUCUAUCAGUGUUUUCACAUGGAGCUAAGUUUUCGUAAAACGCCCUUGAAAUACUGACGUGAAGUGGAUGGAAGAAGCCUUAUUAGGAAAAAUAGAACGAGCUGUAUAUUUACAUUUGUCACUGUGAAUCAAGGAAAAUAACAAAAAAAUCAAAGUGGGAAGAGAUCAUGUCAAUCACGGGAAACUAUGACCACUAUCGCCGCAAUGGGAGCGCCAGUAGCGGUCCAGAUCGACCGGAACGAUGUGUGUGCUGUGUUCGGACAAUGAAGUGGCUUCCAGUGUUAUUCAUUGCAUUGGUUAUCGUCUGGUCGUAUUAUGCUUUUGUAGUGGAACUCUCAUUUUUCACUGUAACCAGCCUACUGCAACGUAUAUUGUUCCUGCUGUUUUAUCAUCUGAUAUUAAUAAUGUUCCUGUGGUCCUACUAUCAGACCGUUUUCACGGACAUUGGCCGCGUCCCACCCAGAUUUCGUGUUCCUCGCUCCGAAUUGGACCGGUUGCUUCGUGCUUCCAGCGAAGAAGAGCAAAAGCAUAUUCUGGAAGCCUUCGCUCGAGAGCUGCCGAUCGUGACACGUACUCUGAAUGCCUCAGUGCGUUUUUGUGAAAAAUGCCGCCUGAUCAAACCGGACCGAGCCCACCACUGUAGCGUGUGCGGAGUGUGUGUACUGAAGCUAGACCAUCACUGCCCCUGGGUUAACAACUGUAUUAACUUUACCAACUACAAAUUCUUCAUACUGUUCCUGGGUUACGCACUAGUAUACUGCCUGUACAUUGCAUUUACCACGGCCAUGUACAUGGAGUUGAUUUGGAGUGUGAGUGGACGAGAAGGCAAGAUUGACGGACGGUUCCACAUAUUGUUCCUGUUUUUCGUUUCAUUGAUGUUUGCCAUCAGUCUCGUGAGCUUAUUUGGUUACCAUUGCUACCUGGUGCUAUUAAAUAGAACUACUUUAGAAUCAUUCCGUACCCCAAUCUUCCGGUAUGGUGGACCGGAUAAAAACGGCUUUAGCUUGGGGAAACUGAACAACUUUCAAGAAGUGUUUGGAGAUGACCGGCGGCUGUGGUUUGUUCCUGUCUACACAAGCUUGGGCGAUGGAGUGUCGUAUUCUGUUCGCUGUUACGACGAGGACGCAGAAUCGUUACUCAGCGGUGAACUGGCUAACAGCCAACAACAGCAGAAUGGACACAGUGGGAUUCGUCAGUUGGAGUCACAGCGGACAGCGCGACACAAUAAUCACGUCAUCGUUCCAAUAAAUGAUGACGGCACUGUAGAUGAUGACGAUGAUGAUAACGACUAUGAAACAACAAUUUUCAGUCAUUCUACCAGUUUAUUGCGAUAAUCUAGGUGCUGUUCAACAGGUUCGUAUGAAACAAACAUUCAACCUCAGUUUGUUAGUUUUCACAAAAGUGGACUCUAGGUAAUAACAGAUUUUUUUAAAUGUGAAAACUCUAGCAUUACAAUAAUAAUAGUUAUUUCAAAUAGACGCUCGCACCUUUUGUAAAAAUAUGAACAGUUUCUGAGUUAAUCUAUCAAUCACGAAUACGCUCAUAAGUUAAUACUAACAAGACAGUAGAUUAGAUUUUUCCAAAAUCUAUAGAAAAAAAUAUACUCCUAUUUUUGCACUAUUUAAUUAAAAUUGAUUUAUAUCCGCAAAUUACUAAUUUGAAACGAAACUGAAGACUUUAGAUUUUUUUGAUCAAUUUCUCGAAGAUUUACAAAGAAAAAUGAACGCGUAUGGAAUAAAGUCAUAUCAGUUCCAUAGUACCAGUUCCAUUCUUUGGCAUUAAAAAAAUAUGAAAAUUAGGAAUUCAAACCCUUCUGAGCAUUUUUUUGUUGUAUUUGCACUGUGUUUUUUAUUAUUUUAUUUUAUUCAUUGCGAUUAGAUAGCAAGAGGAGAAUUUGAAUUUGAUUGUUAUAUAUAAAUACGUUACGGUUUUUAUUUUUUCUGCGAUAACUAGUUACUAGUCAGUGAUAAUACAGUGUUAUUUCGUAACGUAAACAUUCUAUAGAAUAUUUCAUUUCUGUAAUCCAUUCAUAGAGAACUUAAAAACUAUAGACCUGAAACUACAUUAACAAACCAUCGUGUUUCUGUGACAACAAUAACUGAAACAAUACUAAUACAAAUCUAUGACUGAUCUUAACAAUCCAAUAAAAAAGCAUAAAUCGAGCAUUUUCACCGCAACAGUAUCCUACAUAAACAUUUUGAUUUUUCUGUGUAAUAUUUCAAUCAAGUUUAAGUGAACAUAACCUAAGCUAGCGAAGACUUAUUUGAACUGGCUGCAAUAAAUGAUGACUAUUGCAGCUUAGUAAAAAUCAAUGGAUCACACAUCUACAGUGUGUUUCAUUUAUCUACUAAACAGAAUUAAUCGUGAUAUUCUAUGGCGAUGAUGAACCCUCGCCCGUGUGAUUAGUAAUGUAGUGAAACCUGAGUUCCAUAUCGAUCCAAGCAGACAUUCUGAAGGUUAAUGCUGUUAUGGAAAAGAUAUGAUUGUUUGGUGAUAACAAAUUGACAUUGGGUCAAGUAAAGAAGCUAGACUGGGUCGAAUAAAGCUGUUAAUAACCCUUACUUAUUUGUUAUUGAGGCAAUGAUAACACAUUUAGAAUUUAGUUAUCUAUUAAUUUUUAAGCAACAUCGCGUAAAAAAAAAAACAA
This is a messenger RNA of Wyeomyia smithii (pitcher-plant mosquito), 2991 nucleotides long. Its product is annotated as palmitoyltransferase ZDHHC15. Gene Ontology annotation, cellular component: endoplasmic reticulum; Golgi apparatus. Gene Ontology annotation, molecular function: protein-cysteine S-palmitoyltransferase activity. The transcript has 6 exons. Gene Ontology annotation, biological process: synaptic vesicle maturation; protein targeting to membrane; peptidyl-L-cysteine S-palmitoylation. Bases 512 to 1678 code for a protein of 388 amino acids. Lineage: Eukaryota; Metazoa; Arthropoda; Insecta; Diptera; Culicidae. The record is from RefSeq and is a predicted model, not a curated record.